Messenger RNA from Carcharodon carcharias (great white shark), 3620 nucleotides. It is a transcript of the gene slc67a1, whose product is annotated as solute carrier family 22 member 18. Bases 811 to 1884 code for a protein of 357 amino acids. Gene Ontology annotation, biological process: transmembrane transport. Gene Ontology annotation, molecular function: transmembrane transporter activity. The record is from RefSeq and is a predicted model, not a curated record. Lineage: Eukaryota; Metazoa; Chordata; Chondrichthyes; Lamniformes; Lamnidae. The transcript is spliced from 12 exons.
GGGACACGCCCUAGAUUACACGUUCAGUCAGUCAGGCUGAUAAUAGAGGCGCAAGGAUCUGACAAAACAGACAGGGAAACGCACCUGUGCUUGGAGAUCAUGGCAGGUCCAGAAAAAGACACCGGAUCGAGGUUCGUCAUUCUGGUAACUCACAUCAACAUGGCUCUAUAUUCCACCUGCUUCUGGAUCCAGACUGGAGUCAUGCCAGGCUAUGACUAAGAGGAUACUGUGAUGUUCCAUAAUGAAGGGAUGGUAAGGUGGGAAAGUGCUGAACAAUGUUGACCUGGGGAUUUACUCAGAAAAAUCAUGGACUAACAAGGUGUUCACGCGUAGUCCAGACUCUGAAUGUGCCAGCUGCCUACUCUCCUCCUCAUCUUGGUGUUCCUUCCCCUGAGGUGGUCAUUGAAGCUUUGGUGGCAGGAGCUCUGUCCUCGUGAUGGUAAAGUUGUGAAGGAUACAGUAGAGCACCACAGAUCAGGGGACAUGCUCUGACAAUACUGAACGGCUUCCCUCAAGCAGUCCAGACAGCAGAACCUUUGCUUCAGGAUACCGGUGUCCACUCCAUCAUAUUCCUGAUGGCAGCAUAGCUUUCACACUAGGAAUGUUGGCUAAUAAACCUUCUUCCACUGAUUUAAUUUCAUUUUUGAGUCUUGCCAAGGGACUAUAAGAAUAACAAAAACAGAAUUACCUGGAAAAACUCAGCAGGUCUGGCAGCAUCGGCGGAGAAGAAAAGAGUUGAUGUUUCGAGUCCUCAUGACCCUUCGACAGACUAUAAGAAUAACGUUCUGAUAUUUGUCGAAGAGGCUGGGGAUGGAUAUGGUCAUGUUUGGUUAUCUACAGACAACGUUUGCUAUUAUCCAGCUCCUGGGAGGACCCCUGUUUGGCAGGUUUGGUGAUUUGUUUGGGGGACGUGCUGCCCUAUCACUGGCGUACCUCUCCUCAGGAUUUACCUACCUUCUGAUGGGGCUUUCGACUACUGUGCCACUGCUUUUCCUUUCCCGAUUGCCUUCCGUCUUCAUGCAUGGGAUGCAAGCUGCUCAGAUGGUUAUGACCGAUCUGUCUUCUGAGUCAGAACGAGUAGGUGCCCUGGGGAAGCUUGGUCUCUCAUACAGUGUGGGGAUGAUCAUUGGUUCUACAACUGGUGGUUUGCUAAUCUCCGGGUUUGGGGAGCCAUUUGCAGCCUAUGCUGCAGCAGCUGGAUCUGUCCUUAACACUGUUGUAGUAAUGAAAUACAUCCCAGCUCAUACCAAACCUGUGACUUCGACAAAGGAAAAUAAACCAGAAACAGCUCACAGUAGGAGCAUCUUCAGUGUGAAAGAAAUCUUAAGACUACUGAGCAUCCCUGGAGUUGCAGGAAUUCUUGCUAUUAAAACCAUCACUGGACUGCCAAUGGGAGUAUUCCAAAGUAUGUUUUCAGUUGUUGCUAUGGGCCAUUUCAAACUGGAGGCGGAGCACAAUGGCUACCUCAUGGCUUACAUUGGUGCGUUGCAAAUGGUUAUGCAGGGACUAGUGGUUGGAUGGCUGACUCAGCGAAUUGCAGAGAGAACCCUACUUUUCUGGUCCAUCCUGCUCAUUUGUCUGGUGGGUUUGGCCACGGCACUGAUGACAAAUAUAGUCCAAUUCUGCCUCGUUUGCAUCCCGAUGUGCCUGGGAAUCUCUGUUUUCUACCUCACCACGAAUAGUAUCUUAACCAAAAUAGUUCCUCCCACAGACACUGGUGCGAUGCUGGGGUUGAAUAUGUGUGUUCACUCUCUCAUUCGCUCGGUGUCUCCCACUAUCGGAGGCUUCCUAUUUGAAUCAUAUGGAUUUUCAUCCUUCGGAUAUAUGCAGUUCCUGAUCAAUUUGCUGGUCUCCCUCUACGUCUUAGGGCACAGUGCCAAUUAAAAGUGUCAGAGUGGUAUCAACACUGGGAAUAUUUUAGGGACUAGAUUGCCUCCCAGAAGCAAUAGUACAAAGGUCAGGUUUCAGAUCCAGUUCCCGAGAGCCAUUGUUUUGCCAGCCUUGAGACAUUUUCCUGCACAUGAAGAAUGUGGUAGAAAUGCAAGAUGCCUUGCUUUCCCUGAGAUCUAUUAUGUCAUUCAGUGGGAGCAAAAUACAUGCAGCCUCAGCCCUAAACAAUUGAAAGGAGCUAAGCUAGGCCUGGCUGGGUGACCAAAAUGAGCUGGGUUAUUUGGAGGAUUAGGAUAGUGAGUUUAAACAGAGUGAUUCAGCAGAAGAGCCUGGAUAGGUAACUCUACUGACUGGGAGAGUUGGCCAGCAUUACUGUAUAGGCGACAGGAAUGGGGGAUGGGGGAAUUGGGCUGUAGGGUCUUAGCUAGUUUACUAUAAGAAAAGCAUAAUAGCUGGGGCAACAGGGCUAUAUUAACUGUCUGGGCUUUUAAGUAGCUGGAUGGAUUAGGAGAAUUCCAAUAACAAUCUAAUUUGUGAAUAAUUUCACCAUUUACCACAUAAAUAAUUCUGGAUUAAAGUAAAGUAUUCAGUGAGAUGGCAGUCUGGUAGCUGAAAACACUGUGCAGCCAAUCUCAUCCAGCCGUCUGAUUUUUUUACCCUGGGAGCAGUAGAUUAAAAAAACUAUUUCCAUUGUUUGGGAAGUCUAGAUCUGAGGGGCAUAGUCUAAAAGUUAGAGCCAGACCUUUUAGGAAUGAAAUUAGGAAACACUUCUACAUACAAAGGGUAGUGGAAGUUUGAAACCCUCUACCACAAACAGCAAUUUAUGUUAGAUCAAUUUUAUUUUUAAAUCUGAGAUUGAUAGAUUUUUGAUAAUCAACAAUAUCAAGGUCGACGAGGCAAAAGCAGCGAUAUGGAGUUAGAUUGCAGAUCAUCCAUAAUCUCAUUGAAUGGCAGAACAAGCUCCAGAGGUUAAAUAGUCUACUCCUGUCCUAUGUUCCUAUAUUUUGAGUUGAGAAGAUCUCAUGUUGGAGAAUUAUAGAGCUGAAUUUUACAGGACCUUUGGGGAUGCACUCAGAGUCUGUAAGGGUGGUGAAAUGGCAUUGGGGGUGUUGUAACACCUUCCCAUCACCAUGUCAUUUUGCCUAAGGUGGCACACCCAGCAGAGUCCAAUUUAACCAUUUUAGUAGCCAAUUAAGUCUUCAUUAGUCACUUACUCUCAUCCGGUGGAGGGGGUGGGUCCUCUGCCAUGUUGGGAGACUGCUAGGUAAACCCUGGAGUCCUCUCACUCAGCAGGCUCAGGGUGAGGGGGGCCCUCCUUUUUAGGCACUAUUUGCCCAAUAAGAGGUCAAGCAGUGGCAAUGGCUGCUCCCCAUGGCAUUGGUGCCGCUUGCCCUUACUGAACUCCCUCUUUUGCUGAGGUCUAACUGACUGACUGCAGACCCCACUUAUCUGGUUGUGAGGGCAUGCAUGCAUCACUGUGUCCUUCUCCUUCAGGUGCAGCCUCAGCAGUGGCCAUCACACCUAGUGGCACUGUUGAACUUCCAAAACUCUGCUCCAUCUGGGUCCCGCCUUCUACCAAAAAUGUGUCACUGUCCCAAUUUUGGCCCUGGCAACAGGAGCCCUAUUGCCUCUGGAAAUUCCUGGCCAAUUUUUUAAAAAGUCAUUCAUGGGAUGUGGGCCUUGCUGGCUGGGCCAGCAUUUAUUGCCCAUCCCUAGUUGCUCUUGAGAAG